This is a messenger RNA of Alternaria incomplexa, 4878 nucleotides long. RefSeq lists its product as uncharacterized. Gene Ontology annotation, cellular component: membrane; intracellular membrane-bounded organelle. The record is from RefSeq and is a predicted model, not a curated record. Gene Ontology annotation, molecular function: ATP hydrolysis activity; ABC-type transporter activity; lipid carrier activity. The transcript has 3 exons. The coding region runs from base 1 to 4878 and encodes 1625 amino acids. Gene Ontology annotation, biological process: lipid transport; transmembrane transport. Lineage: Eukaryota; Fungi; Ascomycota; Dothideomycetes; Pleosporales; Pleosporaceae.
AUGGCGGGCGCAAUCGUGAGCCAGACAUGGAUCCUCACCAAGAAGACGCUGCUCGUCGUCUUCGUGCGCCACUGGUUCUUCACGAGUGUCCGCGCAUUCUGGGCUCCCAUUAUCUUUAUGUUCUUCAUAUCUUAUGCGAAAAACUUCUUUGUCCCGCCGUCAGAGUACGGCAUCGGUGAGCCGUCUCUCAUCCGCUCCUUUCCCGAAGCCCUCAGUGCUGCCCAAGGCGGCCGUGACAAGGUCGUCUUCGUCAACAACGGACACACUGGUGGCGAAAUUCAAGACGUUAUUGCACAGCUAUCCACCCAGGUCCGCGACGCUGGCCUGCAGGCCGUGACUAUUCAGCAGGAUGUUCAACUGCUUUCGACGUGCGAGAGCUCGCUGCGGGGCGCCAGCACAUGCUAUGGUGCAGUGUCCUUCCUUUCCAGUCCGAGCCAAGGCCAGGGCGAGAGCUGGAACUACACCAUCCGAUCCGACGGAGCGCUGGGAGAGGAAAUCUACGUGGGCCAGGACGACAACGAUGUCCAGAUCUACAUUCUGCCCUUCCAGCGCGCCAUCGACCAGGCCAUCGCCUCCGUCGAGGGCUUUGCUGCCAUCCCCGCCACCGACGAGUACCCGUACACAGAGCGUACGCAGCAAGAAUAUGACGAUCGCAUCAGGACCCUGUACAUGGGUGCACUCAUCAACAUCAUGGGCGUGGCUCUGUACAUUGGCGUGUGCGGCGUCACCUAUCAGCUCACGGGGCAAAUGGCCGAGGAGAGAGAACGCGGCAUAUCCCAGCUAGUCGAAGCCAUGUCGCCCGCCAAAAGGCCAUGGCACACGCAGUUUGCCCGUCUUCUGUCCAUGCAUAUUGCGUUCGACAUCAUCUACUUCCCGGGCUGGGUCAUUAUGGGCGCCAUCCUUUGGGCUCUGGCUUUCCAAACCUCCAACCCUGCCAUAUUGAUCAUCUUCCACAUCCUUGCUGGCCUGUCCUUGACCAGCUUCUCCAUCUUCGGCGCAGCUUUCUUCCGCAAAGCCCAACUAUCUGGUAUCACCAUCGUCAUCGUCCCGAUCCUCCUGGCCAUCAUCGCCCAAGUCGCUGGACCUUUCAGCACAGCUGCUGUAUACGUUCUGAGCCUGCUCUUUCCGUCCAUCAACUACGUCUUCUUCAUUAUUUGCGUGGCCCGUUUUGAGCGACAGCUCGUUGGAAUGAACCUCGUCCAAGCCGCGCCCGACUACCAGGACCACAUCUGGACUACUCCCGGCAUCGUCUUCUGCAUAUUUGCCAUUAUACAGACUUUUGUGUACCCUGUUCUGGGCGCUCUUGUUGAGCGCUGGCUCUACGGCACCGUUUCGGCCGACCGGAAGACUACAACGUCUUCGCCGGAUCACAACAUCAUCCUGACAAACUUUUGUAAGCACUGGACUCCCAGUUGGUUUCGCAGCAACGUCCUUACCAAGUUCGGCGUCAAGCCACCGGAAACAGUCGUCGCCGUGCAAGACUUCAGCAUGAAGGCGCGCAAAGGCCAGAUUAUGGUUUUGCUUGGUGCCAAUGGUAGUGGCAAGUCCACCACGCUGGACGCCAUCGCGGGUCUCAACUCCAUCACUAGUGGAGCGAUCGAGAUUGAUGGCACCGGAGGCCUUGGACUGUGCCCCCAGAAAAAUGUCAUGUGGGAUGAGCUGACUGUUUACGAACACGUUCGUAUCUUUAACCAGUUAAAGUCAACCGGCACCUACGAUACCAAAGAUACCAUCGAAAACCUGAUACGCGCUUGCGAUCUGGGGCACAAGAUCAGAGCACAGUCCUGCACACUUUCUGGGGGUCAAAAGCGCAAGCUUCAGCUGGCCAUGAUGUUCACCGGCGGUUCAAAAGUCUGCUGCGUCGAUGAGGUGUCGUCCGGAUUGGAUCCACUCUCGCGAAGGAAGAUCUGGGAGAUUCUACUCGCUGAGCGGGGUGACCGCACCUUCUUGCUCACGACACAUUUUCUCGACGAGGCAGAUGUCCUUGCCGACUACGUUGCCAUCCUUUCCCGCGGUAUCCUCAAAACGAAGGGUACUUCGGUUCAGCUCAAACAUGAAGUCGGCGCUGGAUACCACGUUACUUAUCCGAAAGACGCUCCUGUCAAGCCCCCAGUGGAUGCCAUCAAGAAACCGGCACCUUCCGAAGGCAUGCUACAGUACCAAUUCGAUAACGCACUGCCCGCCACCAAAUUCGUUGAUAUUCUGAGACAUCAUGACGUCAAGAACUACGACAUUGUUGGCCCGACAUUGGAGGAUGUCUUCCUGGCCAAUGCUGAGGAAGUCAAGGAGUACAACCUAAUGGACGCUGACCACGGUGGGCAAGCUGGAACCCCAACGUCGGACAAGGAUCGAGACGUACCUUCAGAUCACUCUGACACCGACAAGACGCUAGAAAUGAGCAAAGGUCGUGGCACUAGUCUACUCAGGCAGAUACUCAUACUUGUACAGAAGCGUAUCACCAUUGUCAAACGCAACUUUUGGCCCUACAUAUUCGCUUUACUCCUUCCGAUUGUGGCGGCGGGACUAGUCACACUGUUCCUAAAGGAUUACGAGGCUGUUGGAUGCGAUCCUGGAGCCAGCGCUAACGACCCUACCAUAUUCUCGCUUUCCAACGUAGACGAUGUCCCUCUCAUCCCCAUCGGUCCGGCAAGUACCGUCGGUCCUGCUAUCGACACCAUCAUUCAACGAACAGGAGUCUCCGAGGACAGUUUUCACCUCGUGGACACACUCGAUGAAUUCAACGACUACGUCAACACGCGUUUCCGCAACAUCACACCCGGUGGCUUCUUCCUAAAUGAUAACGGCCCGCCACUCAUGGCUUACCUUGCUAAUGGCGGUGUCAUCGGUGGCCUCAUCACACUGAAUACUCUCGACAACAUCUUGACAAACAUCACCAUCUCCACACAGUACCAGCAAUUCGCCGUGCCAUUUGCUCCUAAUAUGGGCGACACGCUACAGCUGAUCUUGUAUUUUGGCCUGGCCAUGUGUGUCUACCCAGCGCUAUUUGCUCUAUAUCCGACACAAGAGCGGCUUAGGAAUGUCCGAGCGCUGCACUACAGCAACGGUAUCCGGGCUGUGCCACUGUGGCUGGCAUACACGGCGUUUGAUUUCCUGUUCGUGCUUGUGAUCUCUGCCGUCACUACAGGGAUCUUUGCUGCAGCUUCCGAUGCGUGGUAUGCACCAGGGUACCUCUUCGUGGUGUUCUUUCUCUACGGCCUGUGUGCGACGCUCUUUGCUUACCUAAUCUCCAUUGUGGUCACGUCGCAACUGGCGGCAUUUGCCUUCGCUGCUGGAGGCAUGGUGUCGCUCUACCUGAUAUACUUUAUCGGUUACAUGGCCAUACUGACUUACGCACCCGCAUACGCCAUUGACUCCUACAUUCAGUACUUCCACUGGACUGUCUCGUUGAUCUCGCCCUCAGCAAGCCUACUGAGGACGCAACUGCUUUCUCUCAACUCUUUCAGCGUACUAUGCGAUGGCAAUCAAAUUCCCAGCUAUCCUGGCGCUUUGACAGUGUACGGAGGACCCAUUUUGUAUCUCAUUGUACAAAUCAUAUUGCUUUUCACCGCUCUCGUGUGGUGGGACUCGGGCUACCGACCCGCGUUUCUCAACCGAGAAAAAAGCCGUCAGCAGCACUCGGAAGAAAACGUGGAUACCAUCCCUCCUGCUGUCGCUGCCGAAAUAACACGCGCUGAGCAGAGCAAAGACAGCCUACGUGCGCUGCAUUUACACAAAACGUUCGGCUCCAAUCACGCUGUGAACGACAUCACCUUUGGCAUCCCCCAAGGCCAGGUUUUCGCUCUUCUUGGUCCCAAUGGUGCUGGAAAGUCCUCGACUAUCUCGCUCAUCCGUGGAGACAUUCAUCCUACGACACACAUCAACGGAGGUGGUGACGUUCUGAUCGAAGACAUCUCAAUCAUCAGCAAGCGUGCAGCCGCACGAGGUCAUCUCGGUGUGUGUCCGCAAUUCGAUGCCAUGGAUUCAAUGACAGUAACGGAGCAUCUGUACUUCUACGCUCGCGCUCGCGGCGUCCCCGACCCAAAGACCAGUGUUGAUGCGAUCCUCCAGGCUACCAGUUUGGGGCGCUUUCACGACCGUCUCGCGUCCAAACUCUCGGGUGGUAAUAAGCGGAAGCUCAGUCUGGGCAUUGCAUUGAUGGGCAAUCCGUCUGUUUUACUGUUGGACGAACCGUCCUCGGGUAUGGAUGCAGCUGCGAAGAGAGUCAUGUGGCGCACACUGCUCGGUGUAGCGGCACCUGGGCGUGCCUUGUUGAUCACCACUCAUUCCAUGGAAGAAGCGGACAAGCUCGCCACCCGCGUCGGUAUCAUGAAGCGCAAAAUGCUUGCGCUGGGGACAGUCAGUGAUCUAGGGCAGCAGUAUGGCGAUGCUUGGGUCGUACAGCUUGUGCUCAAAUCUGCACCCGAAACCACAGAAAAAGAGAUGGAAGCCGUAAAGCAAUGGGUUCAGAGGAAGAUUCCCGGUGUUCAGCUCGACAAGUGGGGUUCGCGAGGUGGAGGCCACGGACAACUCCGAUUCAAAGUACUCAAGGCUGCUUCCCCCGAAUCGACUGCAUCGCCCGCGCAUCUUGACAAUGCUCAAGAUGGCAAGGUCACCGAAGCAGAGGUUCAUCAAAUCAACACUUCGUCCUCAGCUGCUUCAGCAUCUGAUCUAGGCGGCAUUCCCGGCCUCAUCCAGUUGCUAGAAUCUAAUCGCCAAGAGCUAGGCUUGGAAUACUACUCGGUUUCGCCUACCACCUUGGACGAGGUGUUCCUCCGUGUUGUUGGCGAGGAGGAGGAAGAGACGAGUGGAAAGAAACCAAAGGGUACAAAGAGGAAUGGAUGGGGUCGCUUCAUAUGCUGUGGCUUGCUGCCUGCUUAG